AUGAACUUGGCACGGGUAUUACUUCCCACCAUAUCAAGCACAUAUUUUUGGUGCUUUUACGAAAUAUCAUCCGCUCUUUACUCGACAAUAAUAUGGGCUUCGCUUUUGAUCACGGGUCGUAGGUUUUAUCAAGAUUCAAAUUGGAAUAUUUUAAGUAAAAUAACCAUAAUUUCGAUAAUUAUCUUGAAUAUUAUACAUUGGACAACUACUACUUUUACUUUAUCAUCAACUCAAGAACAUCCUGAUGUAAGGGUCUUUAUAUUUCAAGCCAUAUUUUGGUUGAUUAGUGGAGUGUGUUCCUUUCUUUAUGCCUUUAAACCAGUUUUAAAAACACUUUCUGAUAUAAAAGUAAAAUUUGAUGAUAUAAAGAACAUUUAUAUCAAAAACAAUAAUGAUGAUAGCAAAACCAAUGAGAACAUUUAUAUCAAAAACAAUAUUGAAAACAAUAUUGAAAACAAUAGUGAAGACACAAGCAAUAACAAUGAUAGUUUAAAUAAUAAUUCAACAAAUGGUAUGAUAGAAAAUUCCAUUACAGAAAUAACUAUUGCUAAUACAAAUUCUGAAAGUAUAAAUACAGCCACUUUCAAAGUUUAUCCUGUAACUUUAAAAAAUGCAUCCGUAGAAUUUUCUCUGGAUCCUUCUAUCCCUUUUGAUCCAAUUAGUAAUUCUAUCGAUUUUAUAUUAAGAACUUUUCUUGUACUUAUUUAUGGUGUUCCUCCGUCAAAAUUAAUUCUAGAUUUUUUAUCAAAAAAA
Messenger RNA from Racocetra persica, 753 nucleotides. The record is from the annotation of a GenBank genome assembly. NCBI's taxonomy places the organism in Eukaryota, Fungi, Glomeromycota, Glomeromycetes, Diversisporales, Gigasporaceae.